GAUCUGCAAACAUCUGAACCUUGAAUCAGAAAAAUUUCAAUGAAAAUUAAAAAAUACGAAAAAAUUGUGUCAUUUCUUCUGGUUUUUAGCAAAAUUUUCUGUGUAAAUAAAUUUUGAAUUAUAAACUAUGCGAAUAUUUGGGAAAGUCUUGCAGACUUUGCGGCUGUCUAGACGACAACCGAACUUCAAACCGCGUCGGUACUCUUCAAUUUUGUGUUACCAUAAUGGCGGUCGUCGCUCAAAUCUUCAUAAUCGCAAUGCAAAGAAUGUUUCUAUGCGAUCAAUGGCCGCAAAGUCAGAUUCGUCAAACAAGGGAAAUGGUAUAGGCAAGGCUACCCUCGCCAACAUUCUUCCUGUGGCUUUGAUACAGUCGAAAUCUGCGACCACUUCCACGAAUAUCAUGUUGAUCCCCCUUAAUUUGUUUGACGGUGACGAUGAUGCCAGUAAAAGAACCAUGAAAACUUUGUCAAUUAUUCGAGAACAUGCACGUCAAAUUGAAGCUUUCACCGAAAAUUUAAUGGGUACAGCAGAACCAACUCAUUACGGUGUACCAUUGGCUACUAAAAACGCUGGAACAUUCAUGGAUCAAUAUUCGGGGCAAGACGAUGUUACUUUAUGGACACAUGAGGAAGAAAUAUCCAAUUCACACGCUUUACAACGUUCUCAAGAAACUUUCAAGAGUAACCAUAUUUCACUUUAUGAAAAGCUUGAACGGGCCAUGGCAGAGCAAGAACGAAAUCGUAUUGAGACUCAUGACUGUUACGAAGUAGCGGCCUGGAAUAGUUCCAAACGCGAUUUGGUUGUGUAUGUACCCGAAAAUUUAGAGGAGAAAUUGCGACAAAUGGCAGUAGCCUCUAUGCAGUUGGUAUUUGAAAUGGAUAUGAGUAAUAUCCGUGAUGCUAUUUUUCGAAGUGCGGCUUUAGAGAAAAUUAAUAUGUUUAAACCUCCUACACCGAAAACUUUGCAGGAUCCCACAGUGAAAAUAGAAGCAAAUCUGGAUUUAGGAAGGAAUGGUACUGAAAACACUAUUCCUCUUGACUUCAAUGCUAUGAUUCAAGGUACCGUCGAAAUUGAUCCAUCAAAGUACACACCAAGCGUUCUGGGUGAGAUUAAAGUGCCGGAGUUCAAUGAUUGUGUCACAACCAUAGCAGCCAACAUAUGCAGUACAGCCUUACAAAAAGGAUUUCCGGCAGACCUCAGCCGAAUGGCUUAUUCCACAAAGUCACCAAACAAAAGCAAAGCAGACGCAAAUCGAAAUCCGCAUAUUGUUUGUGUUCGCGAGGGUUCCAAAGGAUGUGUUUCGCCAGGUAACGCAUCUUACCCAAAUUUCAUACCUCAAGGAACAGCGACAAACAAGCAGAAAGCUAAAGGAUCAGAAAAGGCGAACAAAGCUAGUAUAUCUUCAGAAAUAUCCCUACUAUCAUCUUCGGAAAUAAUUGACGCUUAUAAUUCACGAGGUCUAAUGAGUUGUAAAGCUUAUGCCAGAGCACUAAUAGAAGCAACCAAACGACGUGCUGAGGUUGCUAAGAAACAUUCAAAUCAAUGUGAUGAAAAGAAAUCUGUGAAAAAAGAAGCAUUCAAAAAAAAAGAUAAAUGCGGUGACAUUAAAAACAAUCCUUGUACCAAACCUUUGUUAGAUGAAUGUGGUAACGAAAUAAAAAAGAAUUGCCCAACUAAGAAAAAGAAAGAUAAGAAGAAGGAUCCUUGCAAGACUGAUCCUUGUAAAAAGGCGGCUAGUAAAGACAAAGGGUCUUGUGACACACCGGGUGUAUCAAAACCCUGUGCAGGGAAGCGUAAAAAAAAGCCGUCCAAGGAUAAAGGGAAAAAAGACAUAUGUGGAAAUUCGAAGAAAGGAAAUAGAUGUAAUAGCGAAACUGAUGCAUGUCAGCAAGAGAAAGAGUGCCCAAAACCAAAGAAGAAGAAAUGUGAUUUAGGUGAUCCAUGUAAAGAUCCGUGCCUAAAAAUCAAUGAAAAAUCUGAUAAGAACAAAAAGGAAUUUUCUUCUGGAAAAAAUGACAAUUGUAAGGUGGUAAAAAGUUUAUGUGAUGUCAAAAAAUCCAAAUCUUCCACCUGUGAUAACGACAAGGCAGCAAAAAAAUGCAAGAGCGAAGGUGACGUAAAAAAAACUGAUAGCAAAUGCAAAUCAUCAAAUGAAAAAUCGGGGUCCGAGAAGAAAUGCAAGUCAUUUAAUAGUGUUAGUAACAAGUCAAAAUGUGGAUCAGGUGAUAAGUCAAGUGGAAAGGCGAAAAACCUUUGUGACGUAAAGAAAGCACCAUCUAAAUCGACAUGUGAAAAUAAGUCCAAAUCAUCCUCAAAAAAAGAGUGUAAACGUUACGAAGGAUUCUGUAAAAACAAAGAUUCGAAAUCCUCUUGCUCAACAGAUAAAAGUCCAUGUAAGGAAGCAGAUGAUUCGAAGGCGCGUGGAGACAAAUCGGGCUCGAAAUGUAAACCUAGUAAAAAUCAAUGCGAUACAAAGAAAUCUAAAUCAUCAGCCAAAAAGGACAAAAAAAUUGAUUGUAAACCUAAAGAUGUAUCAAAGGGUGAUUCGAAAUGCAAACCUGUGAAAAGCCUGUGCGAUUCUAAAAAAUCUGCAUCUUCUGACAAAAAAUCUUCCGGCAAGUCGGCUGACUGCAAGGAAUCAAAAUCAUCGCCUAAGAGUGAUUCGAAAGAUCAGUGUAAUAAGAAGAAAAAAUCAACAAAACCAAAUUGCAAAAACAAAUCUGACUCGAGUGGAAAGAAAUAUAGCACAUUGGCGAGUAACAGGUUAUUUGUGGAAAUAUCACCUAUUAAACGUUACUUCAGCACAAUUCCCAUGUAUUCUAUUCCACGCGGGUUCAUUUCAUGGAGAAAGCUCAGUUCAAAGAAAAGUGGUAAAGGGAAAAAGAAAGGCGGCAAGGAUGAUGGCAUGUGCAUGAAACAUCGAUCAAAACCAAAGUUCAAACGCAUUGAUAAACUAGAACGAAGGAAACCGAAAAUUGACUGCUAUAGCGAUCCUGAUGAAUGUCAGGAACAAGCCUGUAAAGAUCCUGCGAAAUCAAGCUGUGCUAAUAGCAAGAAGGAAAAUGAGAACCCCUCACCUCUCUACUUUAGAAGGUGCUUACAUAUGACUGAUCAAUUCCCUUCCCUACACAAAAGAAAUUACGGAUCGGAUUCCUGCAAAGAAACUCAAGCGCGUUGCUACGAAGAAACUGGAAAACGAACUUGUAACGAAUCAGAAAAAGAGCAGAAAACCGAAGGAUAUACUGAUGAAGACGAUAAUAGUUCAUAUCUGAUAAACAAGACAACAAACGAAGUGAUUCGAAUAAUGGAGCCGUGUACAGUCGAACGGUGUUUAGAAGCAUUACCGAAGUUUAAUGAAUACGAUGUACUUAUACGCACCGAAGCAGUCGCACUUUCAGGAUCUGAUCUGCAUUACUAUGAAACGGGAGGGAAAUCCUAUCCUGGCAUGACUCUAGGCCACGACGCAUCUGGAGUAGUGCAAGAAGUUGGUUGCUCCAUAACGAGAAUCCGACCAGGAGACCGUGUUGUUAUUGAAUCGGGCUUAGCAUGUGGAAUUUGCGACUAUUGCAAGAAAGGCUGCUAUAACAUCUGUAACAAUUUAAUAUUCAAUGGAUUUCUACGUAAAUAUCAAGUUCACCCUGCUGAUUUAUGCCAUAAAGUUCCAGCCGAUGUCGACAUGAUCGAAGCGACUCUUACGCAAACGUUGGCGCUUGGAUGUCAGGCAUGUUUCAAAGCACAAGUCCUUCCCACGACAAAUGUGCUAGUUAUAGGAGCAGGGCCCACUGCCAUUUCGGCGGCAUUGUGUGCACGUGCCAUCGGCGUAGGUAACAUAUGUAUAGCGUCCACUAUGAAAGAUCCUCUCGAAACAAUUGAGAAAACAUUUCACUUUAAAUGCAUGCACUACGAGGUGGACAUGCAAUAUUGCAUGAUACUUGAGUGUCUAUAUAGCGUUUUACAUGACUGGCCGGAUGCUGUCAUAAAUUGUGCAGUUUCAGAGAAGUCAAUGAAUUUAUCAGUAAUGGCACUGAAACCAUGUGGCGUUUGCAUCUUAGCAGAGUGUGAUGCGGAAUGUGCGUGUUUCAAUGCAAUGGACGUUCUUAUGAAAAAUCUUAAAUUGAUUCCGAGCUUUCGCUCAAUUAACAUGUUUCCAACUGCACUACGGUUGAUUGAUGGGGGCAAAGCGCCUAUUGGUCGACUUGUUGCAAAAGUUUUUCAAUGGCGAGAAGUUGAGCAGGCUUUCCGAAAGGCACUACAUGAAUCAAAUGUUGGUAAUAAAAAAGUUGUAUUAAGAUGUGCGGAAGAAGACAAAGAUAUAUACAAGAAGGAAGAUUGCAAAACUUAGACCAAUUAAAAUUAAAAAAAAAUGGUAUUUAUAAGUUAAAUUUUAUAUGUAAAACUCGCUACACGUUCUUUUCCUGCACUCUCAAAUAAAAUUACGAUAAGUAUCCUUUA
Zeugodacus cucurbitae (melon fly) is the source of this 4452-nucleotide messenger RNA. RefSeq lists its product as uncharacterized. Gene Ontology annotation, biological process: D-sorbitol catabolic process. The record is from RefSeq and is a predicted model, not a curated record. Lineage: Eukaryota; Metazoa; Arthropoda; Insecta; Diptera; Tephritidae. Gene Ontology annotation, molecular function: L-iditol 2-dehydrogenase (NAD+) activity. Bases 128 to 4342 code for a protein of 1404 amino acids. The transcript is spliced from 7 exons.